Molecule: messenger RNA, 1852 nt
Organism: Mya arenaria
Lineage: Eukaryota; Metazoa; Mollusca; Bivalvia; Myida; Myidae
Exons: 4
Coding region: 185-1162 (325 amino acids)
Cellular component (GO): extracellular region
Molecular function (GO): chitin binding
Source: RefSeq, a predicted model, not a curated record
AUUGACAAGGAUUUUUAUCGACAAUAAGCUGACUCUACCGAGGACAAUAUCAUUUUAACAAAUACCGUGUUAGACAACAUUGAUAAAUACCAACGAAUUCAAAUCAAUAUAUUAUUUUUUACACGACUUUCAACUAAACUAUUUCUUUCUACUAAAUUGAAAACGAUAACUUAAUAGAGAAACAAUGAUUGGAUACACAACAGCGUUGUAUAUUUUGGCCGCCGCAACUUUUGUUACUGCUGGCCAUGACGAACUCGUGCAAUGCACCCCGGGCGUAUAUCAGAUCAUCGGAAAGGCCGACUGUACGGGCUUCUUCAUGUGCGUGUUUGGAAAAAAAGUCGAGAUGCCGCCUUGUCCUCAUAGAUCGGUGUUUAGCUCCAAGGCUAACGUUUGUGUUCCCAAAGGUUCGAUGUAUGAUGACUGCAAUAAAACAACAGAAGGCAGCGGAGGCCACAUGCCAGUGCUGCCCGACCUAGGAUCUCUUAAUCCAGAGGAACGAUGCAAAAUGUUUGGAGGCAUGUUUCCCCAUCCCACGGAAUGUCAAGUCUUCUACAACUGCAGUGUUAAUUACACACGGAUUCCCUGGUUCUUUGAGCAACACCUUGUUGAAUGUCCCUACCCCCAACUUUUCAACACCGACACCAAACAGUGUGACCAUUUUGAGAAUGUUAAAUGUGGAAGCCGGGCGGAGAUUAAGGAUGGAUGCCAAUACAGAUCACGCCGGUGUCUCAAUGCCCGCUGUAGACCCUGCAGUGUCGACUUUCCAAGCUGUGUAGGCAAACGUGACGGAAUUAACGUUCACCCAGUCAAACUUUGGAGUCCAUUCUACGCGGUAUGUUACAAGGAACGCACGAUCAAAGAGGAGCGAUGCCAAGCUGACGAAAAUGGCCGAACGCAAUUUUUCCAUCCGGAAAGGAACGAAUGUGUUUCAUUGGAUAUGAUUCCUCGAGAACACGGAGGAAUGAUGCCCGAGUGCGGUACGAAAGUAAACGGUUUAUAUCAGGAUGACUUUGGGCGAUGUGACCAAUACUUUAGUUGCCAGGGAGGAAAAUACAUUGGCACGGUGAAAUGUGCGGUUGGAGAGGUGUUCGAUGGCACAAAGGGUGGCUGCGUUCCACAAGAGAAAGCAUGCAGACCCUGCGGAAGACUUGACCAUUGCUGAGAAAACUACUUACACACUUUCCAACGAAAAGCUGAUGGAAAUGGGCAAGGAGACGCAUCGCCAAGAUGGAUAAGACAUGUUAAAGACAUCAAAGUGUUGCUCUGAGUUGAUCUCGCUUUUUUUGCUCUACGGCCAAACCAUUUCAAAACCAAAUGACUACAUAUUUGUAUAUUUUCGAAUGGUUUUGUAUGUUUUUAAUGUUAUCAAACUCAUUUUGUCUACUGAUGAAGGUUUUAUACUUAAGUGUAUAUUCCAUUUAUACAUGUAUGCCCCCAACCAGUUCAUUGAAUUUGCUUGUUUGCCGUUAGUUCUGUGAUAAGUAUAACGCAAACAAGUUUAAACUUUUCUUUAAAUAUCAAUGUUCAUGCAGCCAUGUCAGUGUUGCAAACUCUUAGUAAUAUAUAUAUAUAUAUAUUUAUCUUAUUUAUUUACCAAAUUGUUUUUAAACUAAUAUCAUAAGUUAUCCAAUUUGCAUUACAAAGCUUAUUGAUGUUAUAUCAUUUAAAUAGAAGAAAACACGCAUCUGACGAAGUUGUUGAUCAUUGGUGUGAUGCAUAAUGUUACUCUCGUGUAUAAAUCAUGAAAUAUGUUCAUUUAUAUGUAAAUAGAAUUUCAUUAUUAUAUUUAUGGAUUUUGCCAAUUGCAGUGCCUUUGAAAUCCACACAUUUUUUUCAAUAAAAUGAGAAAAAA